GAAACAAGCAGCCAAGCAACGGAAGGACGACGAUGAAGCUCACGGUCAAGACUCUGCAGGGCGUCGCCUUCCCCCUGGACGCGGAGCUCACGGACGCGGUGUCGGCCGUGAAGCAGAAGAUCGAGGGGCUGCAGAACUUCCCCGUAGCCCAGCAGAAGCUCAUCCACGCGGGCAAAGUGCUCAAGGACGACAGCACGCUAGCCGAGUACAAUGUCAAGGAGAACGACUUCCUCGUCGUGAUGGUCACCAAGCCCAAGGCGCCCAAGCCGUCAGCUGCUGCUGCCCCCGCUGCUGCUGCUGCUGCUCUGGCAUCUACGCCCGCUGCUGCUGCGGCGGCCCCCACGCCUGCCGCUGCUCCGGCUUCGGCCGCGCCUAGCACGUCGUCGGCCUCCAGCAGCUCUUCAGCCACCGCCGCGGCCGUGUCGACCCCGUCCGCUGCCCCGGCGACGACUGCUGCCAGCUCCUCGUCGGGAGACGGCAGCGGCCUCGUGGCCGGCGAGCAGAUGAGCGCUGCGGUGCAGCAGCUCGUGGACAUGGGCUUCCCCGAGGACCAGGUGCGCAGUGCCCUGCGUGCCGCCUUCAACAACCCGGAGCGCGCCGUGGAGUACUUGAUGAACGGCAUCCCCGAGCAGGCUGCGGCACCCGCGCAGACGGCUGCCCCGUCGGCGGGAGGAGCAGGUGCUGGCGCUGGUGGCGACGAGGCGGCCAACUCGCUCGAGGCGCUCCGCAACCACCCGCAGUUCGAUGCGCUGCGUCAGCUCGUGCAGUCCAACCCGGCGGCCUUGCCUGCAGUGCUUCAGCAAAUCGGCGCCCAGAGCCCAGAGCUGCUGCGCUUGAUCCACCAGAACCAGGACCGCUUCGUGCAGAUGCUGAACGAGCCGAUUGGUACUCGCGACGCUGGAGCAGCCCCGAGUGGAGCUGGCGGCGCGCCCUUUGACCUGGGCAUGGGCGGCGGCGGCGCCAUGCCGACCCCGCAGCAGAUCCAGCAGUUGGUGGACUCGCUCACACCGGAGCAGCAGGCUCAGAUGGCGGCACAAAUGGGAAUGACCCCCGAGCAGCUCCGUGGGCUCUCUCAGAUGCUCAGCAACCUGCCUCCCGGAGCUAUGGAGCAGAUGAUGGCAUCUAUGGGAGGACAGGGCGGCCUUGAUGGACUUGGCGGAGGAGCAGGCGCCGGUGCUGGCGGCCACCGGAUCAUGCUGACUGAGGAAGAGGCGGCGGCGGUUGACAGACUCUGCGAGAUGGGCUUCGAACGCACCGAUGUGAUUCAGGCAUACUUGGCAUGCGACAAGAACGAGGCGUUGGCGGCUAACUUCCUUAUGGAUAGCGGAGACUUUGGCGGCGCUGGUGGCGCAGGAGGCGACGACAACGAUGACAUUUACGGCUAA
Molecule: messenger RNA, 1385 nt
Organism: Phytophthora sojae
Lineage: Eukaryota; Oomycota; Peronosporomycetes; Peronosporales; Peronosporaceae
Exons: 2
Coding region: 33-1385 (450 amino acids)
Biological process (GO): nucleotide-excision repair; proteasome-mediated ubiquitin-dependent protein catabolic process
Cellular component (GO): cytosol; nucleoplasm
Molecular function (GO): ubiquitin binding; proteasome binding; polyubiquitin modification-dependent protein binding
Source: RefSeq, a predicted model, not a curated record